CAUCUAUAAAAGGUAUUUUAAAUAUGAGAAGUAAAAUGGAACGACAUCACACAUCUAUCAAUCAAAUAAUCAACAUGGCCGUCUGCUAUGAAAGGAGUUGUUCGCGGUUAACGUUCGCGAAAUUUUAGUUUACAUAAUAUUAUUUUAUUGAGUAAACGUUGUCUUACUAUAUAAUGUAAGCCAAUGAACUUACUAAAGAAAUAUCCGUAUUCUGAAGAUGCCAGUUAACCCCGUAUCUGAAACUAAAAGAGGAAUAGACAAAACCAGAUUUUCAUUAUCGCUCAAUAGAAAUAAUGCUGCAUGUGUAAGUAACGUCAAUAAAAAACCUGGUGAAUCAAAAGAGAACAGUGAACCGUUUAUACCCUCAAUAAACAAUAAUAAAGAAAACAAGCCAUUGAAACGGUCUCUGAAAAGCACUUAUUUCAAUACUUUAAGUGUCGCGAAAAGGUUAAAACCUCUUACAGAGACUUCAAAGCCCACAGAAAAAUUACCCGAACCAGAACUAAUAAUUGUCAAGACAAAUCCUGCCAGCAUUGCCAUGUUGAAUGGCCAUCACCAGUCAGACAAUCAGUAUGGAGCUGCACAGAAAAAGAUUCCAAUUGCCACUCUCUCCAACUUGGGAAAUACCUGCUUCCUCAACAGUGUUCUCUAUACUUUACGAUAUGCACCUCGUUUCCUUCAUAACCUCCAUCACCUUGUAUCAGAUCUUGCCAGUGUCGAACAAAAGCUAGGCAGUAUUCGUAUGAAGAGUUCCUCUUUAGGCCGUAGUGCAGCAGGUCUAGCAUCAUCUGGGGCAAGAUCGUGGAGUAGCAAAGAUCUUUUAUCUCUUGGACAAUCAGACAACAGCUCUGGGAAGAGUAAAAUACAGAUAGCAACAGAGAAAUUGCACGAAACUUAUUUCAACUUGCGUGCGGCAGAAAGUAAGUGCAUAAACAGCAAUAAUUCUGACGCCAGUCCGGAGCCUUACGCCGCAGAUGCCUUUCUUGCUGCGCUUAGGGAUGUUAAUUCUACAUUUGAAGGUAAUAGACAACAAGACGCACACGAGCUUCUAGUAUGUUUGCUGGAUAACAUCAGAGAAACGUGCCGAGCGCUCAGCGCACGCGCAUCACGACUACAAUUGCAUGAAAAUGGUGAAAGCAAUGGUAUAGGCCGGCAGCCGAGUCUAGACGGCGACUCUAAGCCGACGCUAGGCAACUUGCGGAAGUCUUGGAAGAAACGCAAGGAAGUUCUAGCCAAUGAGAAGAAAAACUCCACCACAGAAGAGAAGAACCCUCCACCCGCAGACCCCGAAAAGGAUGAGAAGGCUAGACCUGGCUGGGACUUUGUGGCCGAAGAUUUUGAAGGCACGAUGGUAGUCCGCACGAUGUGCCUGGAGUGCGAGACUGUGACGGAGCGAGCUCAAGCGGUGUGCGAACUGUGCGUGCCCGUGGGGGGAGACGAGCCCGCCGACGAGCCCUUCCGCGCCGCAUGCCUCUCCAGCGAGUACUUGCGCGACCAGAACAAGUACUGGUGCGAACGUUGUCUCCGCUACAACGAAGCUCGUCGCAGCGUAGGCUACUCUCGUCUACCACGCUUGCUAGUUCUGCAAUUGAAGAGAUUCAGCGGAGGCAUGGAGAAGAUCACCAGGCACGCGCCUACACCUCUGCUGAUGCCAUGCUUCUGCGAGCCAUGUGCCAAGCGAGCCCAGGAACAACCCGCCCACAGGUACGUACUAUGGGGCGUGAUAAUGCACCUCGGUCAGACGCUAACCGGUGGACACUAUGUUGCGUACGCCCGCGACUGUUCAGGCGCGUCGAGAUGCUCGCGGGGCGGCGGUGACGCCACGACUGCGGGUCCGAGCUUCAUGCGCGCGCUAUUUAACCGCCGCCCUCCCCCUGCUUGCGCCGCGCGCGACUGCUGCCUUCCUCGUCGCGCCGACCAAUCCUGGCUGGCCUGCGACGACGAGCUAGUGAAACCAAUCACAGACGAGGAGUUCGAAGACCUCCUCUCAGCGGAACCGAAAGUCCGAACCGCUGCCACCCCUUACCUCCUAUUCUACGUGAAGAGCGAAGUCGGCUAGUGACAGUGUUGUGCGAUGACUCCAUUCGCGUUACUAACUCGAACUUUUCGAAGUGAUGUGAUGGUGUGCCAUGUUGAUAUCGGGUGUUGCCUUGCCUCUGGUGAUUUCGUAUUCUUCCUCUGUGGUUCUUUUAGAGACUAAUGUUUACAAGUGGCAUGCUAGGUUAUUUACAGUGAUGCAGCAUUUUACUUUGAGCCUAUGUCGUUCUAUCUAAUUUCAUCUGUCUAAUGUAUAGCGUACUUACUACUGUCCUGUCCACAAAUAUAAUGAUGUCACAGUAGCUUAGGUCCCUUUGUAGCAAUUUUGCUAAGGGGCCGUUCAUAAAAUACGUCACGCUAAAAUCAGCUUUUUCCGACCCCCUCCCCCCCUAUUGUCACGCUGUGUCACACUUUCUGUGACCCCUCUUGAAAUAUUCCGUCACCAAAACAGAGACCCCCCCCCCCCCCC
Molecule: messenger RNA, 2506 nt
Organism: Chilo suppressalis (striped riceborer)
Lineage: Eukaryota; Metazoa; Arthropoda; Insecta; Lepidoptera; Crambidae
Source: the annotation of a GenBank genome assembly